GCCCAGGGGCCGCCGGAGCCUGCGGGAACCCUUCCCGGUCGUCUGCCCUCGCCCCCAACUCUGUCGCCGGCAGCGGUCCCUGCGGCGCGGACGUCCGGCGCGCGAGAAAAAGGUCCUGAAGAUGGCAUAGUAAUAAUAGAGGCACCUUCUAAGGAUCGGGAGCAUCUUGACCCGUAGGUCCCUGCCCGGGCCAGUGGCGCCGUGUUGAGCUGAAGGAACUUGUCUACUGCGUUCCUGAAAACCUCUUUCCCUCCUAAUUCAUGAGCCAGCAGGAUGCGGUUGCUGCACUUUCAGAACGCCUUCUCAUAGCUGCGUACAAAGGCCAAGCAGAGAAUGUGGUUCAGCUCAUCAACAAGGGCGCCAAGGUAGCAGUUACCAAGCAUGGCCGGACCCCCCUUCAUCUUGCUGCCAAUAAGGGUCAUCUUUCUGUGGUCCAGAUCUUGCUGAAGGCUGGCUGUGACCUUGAUGUCCAGGAUGAUGGGGAUCAGACCGCCUUGCACCGGGCCACAGUGGUGGGGAACACGGAUGUCAUUGCAGCGCUCAUCCAGGAGGGCUGUGCUCUGGACCGCCAAGACAAGGACGGGAAUACGGCCCUACACGAAGCAUCCUGGCACGGUUUUAGCCAGUCAGCCAAACUGCUCGUUAAAGCAGGAGCCAACGUGCUUGCCAAGAACAAGGCGGGGAACACCGCUCUGCACCUGGCCUGCCAGAACAGCCACUCCCAGAGCACUCGCAUCCUCCUGCUGGGCGGGUCCCGGGCCGACCUCAAAAAUAAUGCAGGCGAUACCUGUUUGCACGUUGCCGCACGCUAUAAUCACUUGUCCAUCAUUAAGCUCCUCCUCAGUGCUUUCUGUUCUGUCCAUGAAAAGAACCAGGCUGGAGACACAGCGCUUCAUGUUGCUGCCGCCCUAAAUCACAAGAAGGUGGUUAAAAUCUUACUGGAAGCUGGAGCAGAUGGGACCAUUGUUAAUAAUGCAGGCCAGAUUCCAUUGGAGACUGCCCGCUACCACAAUAAUCCGGAAGUUGCUCUUCUCCUCACUAAAGCUCCCCAGCAAAAACAGAUUAGUUUUCGAACUUAUUAUGCCUGAUAACUGUGAGAAGGUAAAGUCUCAGAGAGCCAGAGGAAGAUUCCAGAUACCAGCCUGCUGCGCCUGAGCCCCAUCACCCCAGGGGUCUGCAUGGCCUUUAUUUCAUUUGUUUUCAAAACCUACCUGAUAUAACUAGCAGAUUCUGGAAGUGGUGAAGAUUUUUGCCUUCUGAAAACUGAUCACCCUGUUGCCCACGGAGUUGGUCCUUCUCAGUGGUGUCUGGAAGUCUGUGGAAUCCCUGACAGACACAAGUCAAGUGGUCCUUUGGAAAAAGUUUCCACUUCUUUCCGACUAUUUGCAAACAAAUCAUCAACGGAAUCACAUCCAUGAAUCCUGGUAGAAAAAUGCUGGUCUUUUACAGAUCAAAAAGUAUGGGAUGCUAUAAUAAAGGUCAGAAUCCAUCUCUGUUCUAUGGCAUUUCAGUGUUUGGCAGUUUGGAGAGCCAGCUCUGUCCUUGGCUGUAUGAAGAUCAUCGAAUUUUGUGGGGUGGAGUAUCCCCAAGGCACACAGAAUUAUAGGCCUUUAACCCACCUGCCCUUUGUUUUCCAGAACUCAAGGAUCUGAGUUCAUAGAGAAAAAGCUUUACCGUGGACCAUUUUCCUGUGUGAUUCUCCUUUAGUGUUUCCAUUAAAAAAAAAAAAGACUUCAGUUUUUCCACACCCAUUUGAAUGGCAAAUAAAAUGACAUUUUAUGGAAUAUUUUAUGUAAUUAUAUAUGCUAAACUCUAUUCUCAACAUGAAGAAGGAACUUUGGAAUGUGCAUAAAAUUGUAUACAUGCCGUUCUUCUGUUCUGAGGUUCUAGAACUAGCCUUCCUGUGUGUGAAACAGGAAAUUCCUUGCCUUGGGAUGUUAGCUGACCAUGGAUUUCACUGGCUCACAGCAGUACUAAGAGGUUACUUUCUAAAGAUCCAUAUACCCUGAUUUCCGUGAACUGGAAAAGAUUGAUGACCUUCCAUUUAGUAGACGACAUGGUUCGCUGAGAAAGGCUGUAAGCCAUGCAAAGUUAUUUUCAUUGGCUAAUAACAUGGUCUAUGGAGGGAAUUAUUCUGAUGAUUUGAGUGACCUCUGAGUAUCCCUUCCCAUUUUAGAUUGAUACGGUUCACAAAUGCUUCUGAAAGUGAAUUUGGGGUUGAUGUUGGGGCUGUAUUCUGUUCCAGGAGUCCAUAAGCUGAAUGAGCAAAGGGCACUAGUCACUCCUCAUCAGACUUGACUUCCUAGUGAGUCUGAAUUUAGCUUACGAAAGGGCUUAGGACAGUGGCUUUCAGACCUUUUGGUCUAGGGACACUUAAUGUUCUAGAGGCCCAUAAAGAGCUGUGUUUGUAUCUGUUAAUAGUUACCAUAUUUGAAAUUCAACUUGAGAAAUGUUUUUAAAUGAAUAAACAUUUUUAACUCUAUGUUACCACAAAAUGAACUUGUUUUUGUGAAAAGUAACUUUAUCAAAACAAUUUGUGUGAGGAGAGUAAGUAGCAUUAUUUUUCAUUUCUGCAAAUCUCCAUACUGUUUUCCUAAAAGGAAGAUGCAUGUGAUCCAUUGGAGUAUCGUGUGCAGCUUCUGGUAAACACCGCUGUAUACUCAGUGUGAGAGAGAAAAAGGCCGACAUUGUUGUAAUAUUAUGAAGGUAAUUUUAGCCUUGGUUCCAGGACACUUUCAGAGCUGUUGGCUUAGGGGAUGAGAAUACAGUUUAAAAAUCUGGUUCAGCCACAGGCAGAUAUUGUCAGGAAUUCUCCAUUUAGGUGGUACCUGCUGCCCAUAGAGGUUUGUCCCAUAAUAGUGUCACUUGAAUUUAAUGAACACAAAGUUGAACAUUGAGCUAAAAACUAUGGUGAGCUAUCUACCUAUGAAGACAAGAUGUUUUAUUGCAGAGAAAUUGUGAGACCUUGAAAAAGGUGUUUUUACUUGCUGGACCUCCUUGGUUAAAGGGGGUGCCCCUGGAAAUGGGAAGGAAGGGGCUUGGGGGAAGGGUCUGGAGCUGGGCCAGAGAUUGAAGGUUUCUGAGAGCUCAAAGAUUUGUACCCUCGUUAAACUUCCUCUGCCAGUCAAGGUACUCUAGGGAGCAAGGCAGGAGGAAGACACCUAACAGUGAUUGAUGGUCCAGGGUGUACCAGCCGCCUGCUUUGUCGUCGUUAAUUCCAUUAACUCCCCAUAUUUACACUGGAGAAUACAGAGAGGGCAAAUGACCUGCCCAAAGAUUCUACAGCUAGCUGCUACUGGGUUCCAAAAUCAGGCUAUCAGACCCCAUGUCUACAUGCGUGUGUCUGUUCUACCUUCCUGCACUCGAAGGGGCAGACCAAAUGCUUCCUUCUGGGGAGGAGAUUCCUGUCCCAUGGUUGGGACCAUGGUUCACAGACACACUUCAGUGUUUGAAUCAAACUGCAAAUAUCCUUGAAUACGGUUUGGUCAAGAGAAAAUCUGAUGGGCUAGUUCAGAUCCCAUGUACCAAGAUGGUGAGCCUGUGCCUGGCCCGGGGCUGCCACGUUUGACCACUCCAGGGGAUGCCAUUCCUGUCCUAGUCUCUGUGAGUGGCAUUCCCUGGAGCUCAGCCAUACACAGCCUACACACACCUAUACGGUGGCCGUGGCCCGGCACAUAAAUGCCUGUUCUCGUCCUAGACCGUAAGCUACUGGAGAUCAGGGAUAAUGUGCUUCUCCUCUCUGGGUCCCUAGAGAGCCCGGCGCAGGACCUAGGAAGCCUAGCAGACAGUCUGGAAGUGCUUGUUGAUGUGAACGCUUGGUCUCUCCCACUAGGCUGGAAGCUCCAUUAGAUCAGAGCACCAGGUCCAAGGCCGAGUCCAUCACAGUGAUGCUGCGCACGCCAGUGGUUUGUAAUCUUGCCUCUU
Molecule: messenger RNA, 3924 nt
Organism: Leptonychotes weddellii (Weddell seal)
Lineage: Eukaryota; Metazoa; Chordata; Mammalia; Carnivora; Phocidae
Source: RefSeq, a predicted model, not a curated record